Molecule: messenger RNA, 1934 nt
Organism: Nicrophorus vespilloides
Lineage: Eukaryota; Metazoa; Arthropoda; Insecta; Coleoptera; Silphidae
Exons: 4
Coding region: 63-1934 (623 amino acids)
Source: RefSeq, a predicted model, not a curated record
AACAUUUGAUUCUUCUUCGAUUGUGUUUGGAUUUAGUUUCGACAAGUGCCCAUACAACAAUAAUGGAGCUCUUCAAGGUGCUUCAUUUGCUGACAAUUUUAGUUUCAUUGUGUCAAGGUGAAACUAAACUUCCUGUAACAAUAGCAAGGACGGAGCUUAAAGUUUCGAGAAGUCUCGAUCCAGAUUCUAUGCAGACUCUUCAAGUAGUCACGAGAGAUGGAGGCAUUGCACAUCUGAUUGUGAAGAAGCGCGACAACAAACCAACGAGUCGUUCGUACAAUAAUUGGAUUCCGAUUAAUUCGAUGGUUUGGAGCUCGGAGAGUACCACCAAACCGGCAGAAACUAGAGUGAAGAAAGCAUCAAACAUUAUAGAUAGUGAUAUAAUCCCGUAUGUUCCACGACCUGUGACUAUCCAGAGCGGAGACGUUUACGUGAAGAACGCAAGGGAUGUGAAGAAAGGAAGAUCCGUGGAGAUUGGUAAAGAUGGUAUCCCGGUGAUUCACGGUGUCCGAGUCCCGGAUGAUGAAAACGACAAGCAUGAAACCUGGAGGAAUGCUAGGGUUAUCAACGGAAAGUUGUAUCCAUACGAAGAGGGAUACAAACCACCAGCGGCUGUACCUUUAGGAGAAUUGAUUUACGCAACUAAAGAGAAACACGCCGAAGAUGAUGAAGGCGUUGGACCGUUCACCAAAGAGGAUAAUUUCAAGCCGCAGACUACUAAUGAACCGGUCGGACCGUUCAGUGUCAAAGAUAACUUGGAUGAACCAACUAAGCCCGUCAAUUACAUCAACUUCAACGGCGCCAAAUACGGAGGACCGUUCACCAGGGAAGACAAUUUAAGGUCGACCAACGCGAAAUUAAUUGACUACAUCAAGGAGAUUAACAAUAAAGAGGCGAAGCGCGAUUACUUUUCGAACAGGAAAUAUCGUGCCGUCGAAACGCCCCAAUUGCAGAGGAGAAUGUUACAGUACCAAGGUCACAACUAUUAUCCCAAUUCUCAGUUGUACACACCGACAACUAAAUUGAGUCCUGUGAACUUUAAUGAGGGUGUCAGGACGCCGGUUCUUCAGUACGCUCAUCCCGAGCUCGGUGUGCAACCGGCGAAGAUCCAACAAGAAGAUGAAUACAGCUACGAUAAGCAAAAUCAAAGAAAUGGAGCAAGGCAGAGCCAGUACACUCCGAACAGCGUAGAAUACUAUAAGAAAGAUGUUCUGAAUUACCCUUAUAAUUCUUAUUAUAUCAAGCCUAAGCAGCCGGAACAACCGUUCUGGUUCAAAAUAACCGAGAGCAUCAAAGAUAAUGUGCAGAACGGUUUGGAGAGAAUGCAGCAGUUGACAAGACCCGUUUUUGAGCCAAUCGUAGAAGCUACACAUAAGAUUUCUUAUAAUUUGGGAUUUAGCCAUCAGCAACCUGCACAGAAGAAGGUCGGAAUUCUAGCGCCGAUCGGUUCGAACGCAAUUCUUCCGGCUUUAGGAUUGGUAGCAGGCGGUGCUGCCUUGGGCUUAGGAGCGGCAGCUGUUGGACGGUUCUUGGAGCCCAGCGAAAUGCGCGCCUUCAACGAGGAACCUCAAUACAACAACAAAAUCCUCGUCUUGUUGGAGUCGAUCAACGAUGAAAACAACAACAACAACAAAAAGGAGAGGAGGAGAUUUGCUCGGGACUUGAACAGCGUUUCCGAUGAGUCAUUCUGCACCCAGAGGCAAGUUUGCCAAGACAUCGUGAAUGAACCAAAUGAAUCCGUCAGAGAAUACAUGGUGAUGAGACUGCGGGUCUGGCUCGAGGAUUGGUCACACCUGAGAAAUCCGGACACAGACAUGGACAAGUCCUUCAAACCAAUGGAACACCUAUUGGAUGCCAUCCGUAAGGGCGACUGCUCCCAAGUCAGCUGCAAACGAUUCAAAACGCAACAAACCUUUAAACCAAAAAGUUACUAA